AUGAGGCAUGGGCCAUGGGUCCAUCUGAUCCCCGUGCUGAUCUAUACAGCACUGGGUGAUGUGAUUUUCACAAGAGAAAUCUGUUCUCCAGAGACUUUUGGUGGAUUGCAGCCAAUUCAAGGAAAUCCUCACAAAUAUCGUCAAUGCUCAGGUUCGGGAGUGGUUUGGAUCGUCCCUUGUCAACCGGGAACUCUCUUUGAUCCAGUGGAUCGUGUUUGCAGAAUUGAUACGCCUGGAAGGGGGAUACCUUUUCAAGGAAAAAAGUAUCGCCCAAAGCCAAACUCAGCGAUUGGAGGCACACAACGGCCAGCUACGGAAACAACGGAUGCCGAAGAAUUCUUGUUUACAACAAGGAAACCACGACCGAUUAAAGGAAACAGAAUAAAGGGAGGGCAAAGAAUUCGAACAACAACUAGAGCUCCUGCCACGCCAAAUCUUCGACCUAGACAAAGAACCACCAUCUCACCCAGACACCAAACAAUAUCCAUCGCUGAAUACAGUACGAUAAGACCAAAACCAGCAUUCACUCCACCACAGCCGAGAAUUCGAUCAACAACUCCUCCACCUUUACUCGCCACUCAGAAAUCAAUGAGCACGACAAGGAGACCUUGGACAACAGGAACGAGGAGACCUUGGACAACAGGAACAAGAAGACCUUGGACAACAGAAACAAGGAGACCAGUGUUUUCUCAGACAACUACAAUAGAUUAUAAAACGGCGGAAGAGAUCGAGAUGAGUAUUGAUAUCAGCGAUGAAGCGAUUCCCACUGUUGGCUAUCGAAAGACAACAACUGGUAGUCCGCCAGCUAUCAGAAACAGCAUUGAAGAAGAUUAUCCAGAAGAUGAAGAUGAAGCGACCACGACUGAGAUUUCAAUCAUAACAACUCCAACGUCAUUAUGGGUGCAACCGUCAACCGAGCAUCCUUCAACAGUUUUCAAGCCAUUACCGCCUUCAGUUCAUCCACGACUUCCACCUGAAACCCCAAUCCGUCCUCUAUCACAAGGGAAACUAGGUCCAUUGAAUAGCCGAGUCACCAGUCCUCGACAACCCCCACCAUUCGCUCCACCCGGCCCUCGACCAGCACCAAUUCCUGUACCUAGAACUGUUGUCAUUGAAAAACCUCGAACAACGACUUCUGUCGAGAAUCUGAAUUCGUUGGAAGUGAUUUCUGGAGAAGUGAUCCCGACAACUACACAAUUCCCAACUUUACUCACAUAUCCACCAUAUAUUUAUGAAAAAGGACAACAAAGAAUUGGAGAUAUUAAAGCGGGAGAGUUAGACGAGAAAUCGAUUGAAACAACGCGUGGAUUAUCGAUAACAGAUCGUCAAUUUUUGAAAGAAUUGAUGGAAAUGGUUCGCUCUCAAAAAACAGCUGAAGAAGCAGCUCAACGAAUCGAAAAGGAACGUCAAAGACAAAUUUUUGAGAAAAUGGCUCUUGGUAGGCCGAUUAUUGUGCCACCGCGAAAUUCGGCUGAGACAGCCAAUCCACAAACAUAUGGAUGGACUCAUCUACCUGAAGAUGAAGAGAUUGAGGCAGCUACUCCAGCUGGUCACAUUCAAAUCACAAAAUCCGUCGAAGAGCCAUACACAAAGGUACAUCCAUACCCCGACAACGUACCCGCCCCUUUGCGGCCGAUUUACCCUGGAUUCUCGACGCCUGAUAUCAUUCGAUUCACCACUCAGCCUCCAAUCGACAUUAUUCGAUUCACACCAUCUCCAAUCAAUAUCGACAACAAUGGAAAGGAAGAGAAAUGGGUGACUUCAUCACUUUCUUGGAAACCACCACCUGAUUUUGAAAAAGAAACGGAAACGGCUACUACAUUAACAUUGCUAACAGGAUGUGUGAUCGGGACUUCAUGUCCUCUUCUAGGAGAUUCGGAGCUUUUAUGUGAACAUCCAAGCCGUCCAUCUUUGUAUUUACAAUGUGUACCGACUUCAUUUCAAGGAGGAAUAUGGACAGAAAGGGCUUGUCCGGAUACACUCGUUUUUAUUGGGGAUCGUUGUGAUAAGCCGGACAUUAGGGAGUCUUUGCUAGCAGCUGGACAACCGGUGAUCGCUAUUUCGGAGCCUCCACUCCACUCUGGCACUCCGAUCCCCACCCAACAACCUCCACCCAUCACCACCACUCAGCCAUCCAUUGUUUUAACGACAAUGAACGUGCCGUAUAUUGAGAACAAUGAAAUGGGAAAAGGCGACUAUCUACAAUGGCAGAGAAUCGGGGUACCGACAGUUCGACAACCACCACCAAAACAACCACAAAUACCAAAGCUUCCACUGUCUACGCUAAUAAAGGAAAACUCAUUUGGAAAUCGAGAAAAUGAGAUGAUCGACUAUUCGCAAGUGUUCCCUCUGUUUCCAAUGGUUCAACCGUCUUUUCUUUCUCCGCGAAAUCUCAACGCUCUCCAACUUCGACGCCGGCCUACAUAUUAUUAUGGAGGGCGGCAGCCAGCGUUGCUGAGACCCAUCUAUGAUGCGCCCUAUCAACAUGGAAACUCGACAAUCAAUGAUCAAAAAACGAAAGAAAACGAGAAAACGGUCAAGGAGGACUUUAUCGUUGAUAAAGUCGUGAAGCCAGCGCUAAGAAAAAUUGCUUUCGAUACAUCAAAGGGUUUGGUGGAUAUGUUGAUGGUGAAGCCAGUGCACCAGAUGGACACUUUUCUCGCAAAAAGGAUUGAGGAGAUGAAAAGUCGAGAAAUGAAUGGGACAGAAACACAAGGUUCUACGUGCUUGAAAGGGGAGUUUGAUAGCGUUGGCUCAACGUUUCGCUUCGUUUGGAGUGUCUUCUUAAUGAUACAAGAUCAGAAACCACUC
Messenger RNA from Mesorhabditis belari, 2811 nucleotides. The record is from the annotation of a GenBank genome assembly. NCBI's taxonomy places the organism in Eukaryota, Metazoa, Nematoda, Chromadorea, Rhabditida, Rhabditidae.